This is a messenger RNA of Cryptomeria japonica (Japanese cedar), 1695 nucleotides long. RefSeq lists its product as uncharacterized. The transcript has 10 exons. Gene Ontology annotation, cellular component: membrane; endoplasmic reticulum. The coding region runs from base 418 to 1173 and encodes 251 amino acids. Gene Ontology annotation, biological process: lipid homeostasis. Lineage: Eukaryota; Viridiplantae; Streptophyta; Pinopsida; Cupressales; Cupressaceae. The record is from RefSeq and is a predicted model, not a curated record.
GUGGCGGCAGAGGGAAAAUAUAGACUUUAGAAAUGUAUGUUGACAAGUUUAAUUAAUAAUAAUAUUAAAUGUGAGGAGGAAAGCAGGAGUGACCAUGAUUCAAGUAAUUUUGAGAUGAUCGGGAGGUGGGAGUUGAAGACUGGAGGCUCCAGCUGCGUUCUAAGGUCUGAAAACUGAGUGAGGUAGCUGUGCAGGUCUGCUGAUCACCACUUGCACUCUGAAGCUGCCAUGAAACAUCAGAUUUCACCUUCCAUCAUGCAUAAAAUCACCUUCCAGCUACAGUGAUAGGCUCACUAUGCUUCCAGCUUCACCAAUCACUGUCAAAAGACAAGGUCGUUAUGUUCCACGCUGAAGGUGCAUUAAUGGGUGACGGAGAUUAAUCAGGACCAAACAAAGUUGUUAUUUAGAGAUUAUUCAAUGGCGCAGCUGAUUCUUUUGUUCACUUCUGUGAUUGCAGGCAUUCUUAUGUGCAGGAUUUUCUAUAAUGCAUCAAAGAUGAUCACUCCAUGGUAUUUUAAAGGAUAUUACAAGCUUUCAAGAACUGAGCAAGUUGAAUGGAGCAAUCGGGUCAUUUCUACUGCUCAUGCAAUUCUUGUUUCAGUUGUUUCUCUCUACCUCUUGUACUUUUCUGAUAUUUUCUACGACAAUGUUCAAGAUGGGCCGGUUACUCUACGAAAAACUCUGUUUUCAACCUUCAUUCUUGGGGUGUCAACUGGGUAUUUUCUCUCUGAUCUGGGAAUGAUAAUAUGGUUUUAUCCAUCUUUGGGUGGCAUAGAAUAUGUUAUGCAUCAUUUAUUAUCCAUGACUGCAAUUGCCCUCUCCUUAUUCAGUGGGCAUGGGCAAAUCUACAUCUAUCUGGUUCUUUUGUCAGAAAGCACCACACCAAGCAUAAAUCUGAGAUGGUAUCUGGACACUGCAGGACUGAAAAAUUCGAAGGUCUAUGUGAUCAAUGGAGUUGCAAUGUUCUUUGGUUGGCUGGCUGCUAGAAUUUUUUUGUUCAUUUACUUUUUCAUACAUAUGUACCUGCAUUAUGAUGAGGUCAAACUUAUCUUUCCUGCCGGAUUCUACUUUCUAUUUGUGGCACCUCCAAUAUUGGCAUUGAUGAACAUAUUAUGGUUUGUGAGAAUCGCCAAGGGAAUGAUGAAGACUUUAUCAAAAAGGGCUAAACUUUAACUAAAUGUACCAUUUAUCCAUGUCCUCUGAUGUAGUUGUCUCACUCUCCAAUUUUACUUUUCAGAACCUAGGGUUCUUUUCACCCUAUGCUGCCCUAUUGUUCUGAAUGUACAUUUGUAUCCCGUUGACUAACAUUGGUCACUUGUGGACGUUAUUAUAAUUAUUUUCUUUCUUCAUUCUCAUGUAAUCACCAUACUGUAGCUGUAUUAUACUUAGCGCUUGUUAGGCUGUUUUUCAUUACCACCUUCCGAGUAUAAUGGUUCACAAAUUAUUAACGUGAGAAAAGUUUUUACUGAACUAUUUUGCUAGGCAUAUAAUAAUUUUCAACAGAAAGUUCCUCCUUUUAAAUCAGCACAAGAUCACUAAGACAUACACCCGUGAAAGGUUAUUAAUAGAAUCCUUGACAGACUGGGUAAGUUUAGAGUCCAGACUAAUGCCAUUUUUCCUUGGCACACUAGGAUAUUGGGCUUCUUUUUGGAACUGACUUGUCAUAUAAUUAUCAAAAGGCUUAAUUUGUUUUGA